CAGCUGAGCUCCGCUACGCUUGGCUCCUCUGCAGGGCUGCGCAGCUACUGACUGACAGAGAGAUGAGGGGUGGGGACGCAGGGUGGGGUCACAAGCAGGGAGAGGCGGAGGAGGAAAAGGCAGAGAGAGAGAGCCCAGCCCUUGAAUACACGGCAACAACACGCCGACAGAGAGAGAGAGGGAGAGACACACAUACAGAGACUGGCUGUUUUUUGGGGGGAGCAAAGGGAGCCUUCGACGCUGCGGACAUGAACUGAAAAAGAAACACUAGAAGAGGCAGGGAUCGUGUUCCUAUAUCCCGAAAAUUUACUGUGAAGGUGGAAAAAUAGCCCCCCCAAAAACCCUUCCUCUCUCCCUUACAGUUCUUAUCCAGAUAGAGCUACACCCAAAGCCCCGACCGACCCCCUCCUGCUCUUGCUGCUCCACCCCUCCGCCGCUGCACCGCUCCGGCAACCGAGAUGCACACGGAGACCCCUAACAAGACAUGCCAGUCGAAUCCUAAGCAGAAGAAGAGUGCUGCCGGUGCCCAGAAGAAGACGAGGAGCCCGGCCAAGCAGAGCACAAUGACCCAACAUCAACAACAACCACCGCCGUUGUCAUCGCCGCCGCCGCCAGAAGAGGAGAAGAAGGAGGAGGAGGAGCCGACGACAAGGCCUCGGCGACGGCGGGAGGAAGUGGCGACCAAGUCUGUGAAAGAAGAGGAGGAGGAGGAGAAGAAAGAGGGCGAGACAGACAUGCCCUCUGUACAGAUCAAACCAGAGCCAGAGGAGAUGGAGUGCACGUCGACUCCCAAGCAGAAGAAGAGUGCUGCCGGAGCCCAGAAGAAGCAGAGAAGCCCGGCCAAGCAGAGCACCCUGAGCCAACAACAAAAGCAACAACAACAACAACAACCAUCACCGUUGUCAUCACCGCCGCCAGAAGAGGAGAAGGAGGAGGAUGCGGAGACGAGGCCUCGACGACGGCAGGAGGAGGACGGAGGCGAGGAGGAGUGGGAGGACGUGGCGACCAAGUCUGUGAAAGAGAAGGCGAAGGAGGGAGAGACAGACAUGCCCUCUGUACAGAUCAAACCAGAGCCAGAGGAGAUGGAGUGCACGGCGGAUACAGGUGAAGACUGCUCACAACCGACAGAUCUAAAGGUGAAGACAGAGUUGGCAAGUUGUAAGACGGAGCCCUCUUUGCCCCAGCCAUGCCCUGCAGAGGACCAAACCGAACCAGUUGACUUGUCACUCAACAAGCCCCGCUCCUCUUCGCUCCCCACUUCUACGACAAACACCACAGUCAAUCCGGCGCCCAGUGGUAUUGUGACCCAGCCCAGCCUGUCGGCCACACCGGUCCACACCACGGUACAAUCGAUAGGCUCCAUGGUCCUCUCUCCAGGUUCCAUCUUGGCCACGCAGGGCGCCGGCGGCCAGCAGAUCCUCCACGUCAUCCACACCAUCCCCUCUGUCAGCAUGCCCAGCAAGGUGGGCCAGCUACAGACCAUCCCAGUGGUGGUGCAAUCUUUACCUGUUGUGUACACAACCAUGCCUACAGACGGCGUUGCAACAGCAGCCAUUACAGUACCGCUCAUCGGCAGCGACGGGCGCUCAGAAGGAUCUGUUCGAAUUAAGCCAGGUUCAACGUCUCCGGUGGAGUAUCAGAGUGAAAGCGACGCAGAGAGCGGUACGGAGUCUGGAUCGGCCUCCCUUAGCGCCCAGAGCCUCUACUCAGGAUCUGUUAUGGACUUGGAGCCAGUCGAUCCAGAUUCACCAGACAUCAAGAGGAGGCGGAUCCACAUGUGUGACUAUGAAGGCUGUAAAAAAGUUUACACCAAGAGUUCCCACCUCAAAGCCCACAGAAGGAUACACACAGGAGAGAAGCCCUACCACUGUACCUGGGAGGGCUGCACCUGGCGCUUUGCCCGCUCUGACGAGUUGACCCGACACUUCCGCAAGCACACAGGAAUCAAACCUUUCCGCUGCACCGAGUGCGACCGCUCCUUCUCCCGGUCCGACCACCUCUCUCUGCACCGCCGCCGCCACGUCAUGAUGUGAACUCUGACCUCCCUCCUACCCCUCCCAUCCCAAACACCCACAAACUCCUCAUCAACCUUCCCUACACACCGACCUCUUGACCCUCUCAAAGUCCCUCACAGCACAUCUUGUACCAGUUGGCCCCACUAUAUUUCCCCUCUUCUCCUCUGCUGCCUCUCACCUCCCACAGGAUGUUAACCCUCAUCAGCAGAUAUCAUCUUCUUCUUCCUCCUCUUCCUCAUGUUGAAAUCACAGGAACAUCAAGAAUGUGUCUGUGUGUUGUGUGUGUGUGUGUGUGUGUGUGUGUGUGUGUGUGUGUGUGUGUGUGUGUGUGUGUAUGUGCAGUGGAGGUGACAGGAUUUUAACUGUGUGUGUUUCAACACAUAAUCAUCAUUACCGUCCACCCAACUACCCACCCCCACCAUCUUUCAACUCAAUCCCAAGCCCUCACAGAACACGUCCCCUCCUCAGAAAGAGAAGGAUGGACAGAUGGACCUCAAACAGCAGGGACGUUCAUCCAUCCAUCACAUGCAUCCAUCCAUCCAUCUGGAGCAGAGGAGGAAGAUGAAGGGACAAGAGGAGGAAUGAUGUGUGUAUUGUUUCUAAACUUACAUGAGAAGGAGAAUAUUAAGCCGGAUGUCACUUCAGCUGCUCUUUUCUUUUUAACAAUAUUAAUUCUGUACAUAUCCAGAGUUGGAAAGUGAUGCAACUCCAAUCCUAGAUAAAAUGUUUAGAUAAAACGACUCAAUAACCCUUUUCCACAUAGGAGCAUUUCUUGGAACUUUUUAUUAGGAACACAGGAACUUUACCUUUCUGUCUGACUCUACUGUUUUGACCGGAGGAACCUGGCAAAAUUGGUAAAUUUUGAUCUAAAUCAGGAGCUUCGUGAUCUAAGACAAACAAAAUAUGAAUGCAAAUCUCACCAGACCUUCCAGUUUCUAAACACUGGUACUUGAAAGUUCUUGAUACUUGUUCAGUGCUAUUGGCACAUUUUGGUUGGUACCACAAAAGAAGUAGUAGAGUAUUUAUGUUGAUACCCUACCUAAAUCCUGGGCCAUAGAUCCUGACCUCCAAAAUGUCUUCUCUAAGGGACAAGGAACUAUCUGGGUGGCACAGAAAUUUAAAAAAAACAACAAACUCAGCAGAUGUUUUAAGCCUCCCUUUCCACCUCUGCACGUCUCCUUGUUCAAACAUCAUGGUUGUGCUACUGUAAACUACGAAGUACAUCGCAAUGACUGAAAGUAAUUUUGCACAUGUCAAACCACAACACAAAGGUACUUUUAGUUCCUGUUAUUCUUUGGUUCCUGCUAACAAAGCCUAACGCAACUAGAAACAAGGUUGGAUUAUAUAAAUUUGUAAUCACAACUUUUAGAUGAGGCAUUUACUAAACUCUUAUAGAUUUUUUGAAAGGAUAGACUUCCCAACCUUGUGCAUAUCAGUGUAUGAAUCUGUACAUGUGUGUGUGUGAAUGUAGUGAGCAGCUGAAGUGACAUCAAACACACAUUUCCUCCAAACAUCUGUCUGAGGUUAAGAAAAAGUAGUUUAUUUUCCUGACUCCUACAUCUACCCCAAAACCUUUCAACCCCACCCCCAUCCCCACCCCAACCCCCAUCCCAACCCCUGGUUCAAGGAGCUUCAAGACUGUGAACUUUAUAAAGAUUCAUUUGUUUUCAUUGUAUCAAUCACAUUAUUGUUAUUUGCGUGUUCUCCCCCCCCUGCACAGACCUUUCUGACUUGUUCUUCGAUAACAGUAUUUGCUUUUUAUGCGUCGUUGUUGCUGUUGUUUUAUGAAAUAAGGCCUUCAGUUUUUUCUCUUUUUUUCUCUCACCCCUCUUUGCCAGAUUUGGCGCUCUUAACAAAAAAUAGCAUUUUGAAAAGAAAAAAAAGAUUUCAGAUCCUUUGGUUGUGUUCUGAGGCUGUGAAAAAAGCAGAGGAGACACAAGUAGUUUGAGAUUACAAGUAAAACUCUCGCGCAGGGAAUAGGGGGACUUUUCUGAGUGUGUGUUUUUUGCGCGUGUUGUUCGUGUGCGUGUCUGCGAGUGAGUGUGCAUGUUUUGAGACAAACACAUAAUCAGAAUUUAAGAUUUUUAUGAGUGUGUGUUCCGGGCACUUGUUGUUCUUUUACCUCUUGCCCGUUGAGCCUUAAUAACUGAAGUCAAUCUGUAAAGGGCGAAACCAGAACCACUGACAGAGGGCGGUUGGCCAAAGAAGCUACUUUCCGAGACACUGACCAACUCGAUCUUAGCAGUGUUGGCUUGUUUCUUUCUUUGUUUAAGUGGAAAAGAUGGUUUUAACGUACAGAGAAGCCUCUAAAGUGCUAUUUAAGUAGUCAAAUACUCAAUAUUGGGAGGUUUGGCCAGGAAAUCUGUUGAAUUGCUGCACAGCACAAAUCAGGAAGAGGGCGCUGUUCCUCCAGCGCAAGCAGAUUUAAGGGGCUUUGACAAUAGCAGAGGGGGGAAAAAAUCACUGCUUCUUUAAAGUUAAGUAAAGAAAAUGUGAUCUUAAUUCUGAGAAAUUCUAGCAGUGACAAUAUCACCACUGUCUAAUUUGUUUACACCACAAAUUAUUUGACAGUUUGAUUUCUAAAAAUGCUACCUGUAACCUGUAAUAGAAACAGAAACAGACACAUCAGCCACUUUUUGCCAUAAUGCUAAAACAACCAACAUUGUACCGAUGGAGCCAACAUGGCUGCCACUGAUAGCGACACAGUGGCCAGGCCCUCUGUCAGUGGUUCUGGGAGAAACCAGGCACUGUGUCGGGCUGUCAGGGUCUGUGGUGCCAGGGUUUAAAACAAGGGGGAACUAAGCUCUCUCCUCACUAGCAUUUCUAUACGGGUGAGGGGGUCAAUUCUCUUUCGACUGAGCUUGUUUUCCAUUGUGGUAGAACUUAAUUUAAUGCCUCAAAAACUAACUACCAAUACAUGUUUAAUACAUGUUUUUCUGCCUUUUCCAUAAAGUUAGGUGUCUAAAACCUUUCUGGCAUAACUCCCCAACCUUUACUGAACCAAAUCUAAUCAGAAAACGUCUCAAACUAAAUUUUUAAAAAAAUAUUUAGGCAGUUGGAACAGAAUUGACCCGCCUUUGACCCUGUUCUGUAACCCACAGUGUCCAUGUCUUAAGUGGGCUGUUUUUCAGCACCUGAUCUGGGCUGAACUUGAUUAUGCAACAUAACACGACCUCGCUUCAAGCGCUGUUCUGAACUCAGUAGUAGAGCAUUAUAGCUGGUAGUUGUACUGCUGAUAUGCAGCUCACAUAGGUUGUAACAAAGAACCUUAAAAAGGGAGGUCAGGAUGUGUAGAAGCCUGUGCUGUUGACCACUGAAUAAAGCGCCCACAUAAAACACUCUGAAGCAAAAAGACAGACAGGAACUCAUGUGUUGUGAUGUCUUAAACGAGGGUAUGUGAUCAAUGGAACAAUAAUCUUUUUAUAAUCCUGAUGUGUCCCUUUACAAAAUAAAAAAGUAAUGGCAGAAGAUAUUUUACUUUAAAGAAAAAAUAGGGAGUGCUGCACCGGGUCAAGAAACAGUGUUGGUGAAGUAAAAAUGUAGGCACUCUUCCAAGUAUAGGGCAAAUAGUCGAUUAAGAAUAAAGAAGGCUUGGACAGACUUUUUGCUGGGCGGCGGCGCUGUUCUGGUUAGCAAUUCGGAGUUGUUGUUGUGGUCAUUUUGAACGCUGGCAAAAUGUUAGACUUUUCAUAGAGCUGAGAUGGACGUGCAGGCUUCCUGUCAGCUGACUGCAUGCCAUGAACAGGGCAGAUUGUUAUAUGGUCUGCACACUGCAAAAUAAUCCCUCUUAGCAAGUAACUGAAUCUGGUUCGAGACUUUGAUAUCGUAUUUUUCAUAAAUAAGAUCAGGCUAAUUGAAAGAUAUUGCCACUCAUAUCAAUAAAAGUCUAGGAAAUGUUUUUUUUCUCCAUCAUAUUGAGAAUCUGAACUAAAUUCAGUCACUUGUUUUGAAGGAUUUUUCCUUUUUUUGCAGUGCUGAGCAAUGCAAUGUUCCCAUUUCUCUUAACAUCCCCCUCUGCUUCAACUAAAAAAAAAAAAGUUACUAAGCACAUCUUUCUAGAAGAGUAUAUGCAUUUGAUUGCAAUUUUCUUUCUUUUGUAAACUGUUGAUAAAGACAUUAAGGACAAUGACAAAUGAUUAAGAGAAAUCCAUGUACAUAAAUGUAUAUAAUCAAAAAGUGCAGAGUAAAUGUAACGGGUGAAUUUCUAUUUUUAACACUGACUAGAUAAUGUGAAAAAAACAUUUUUUUCUCCUUCCUCCUCUGUUGGUUUGAUGAAAUGUGUUCAUCAUGUGUUCUUCUUUUCAAAUCUAACAAUACAUUUGUUUUGUAGUUUCUUUAAAAAAAAAAAUGGUCCCACUUGUGUUGUGCACACUUGUGUUGCAUGGAGAGUAGCCUUCUUGUUUUCUUAUAGUGACGUUGGUGAGCAUGUCAGUGUGUGUGAGACAGUGGGGUUCCCUUAACAUUAAAGACCCAAGGAAAAAUAAAACACCUCACUGAGAAAUCAUGUUAAAGAAUUAAUAACUAAAUCCAUUUAUUACAACAGAGCUUGACAUUUCUGCACUGCACCUGAUUAAAAUAUGACUAAAACCAGUCAGUUAAAUGCAAUAUUUAGCAGGUUUGGGUCAGAAAACAUUUUUUACUCCCAUCUUCAGGUGUUCAGACAGAACAUUUCAGGUCAGAUAGGGCUAAAGUAUCAAUGUUUUUGGCUAUUUUUGGUAAACUGACAUGAGUAGAUUUCCCAAUUCACUCCUGACUCAUAGCGGAUUGAUUAUUUUGAAUAGUUACAAUAGUAGUAGAUUCAAACGUAUCCAACCUGUAUUACAUCUUCUAUUACACGAAACAAGAAAUAAUCCAUAGUUGCCUACAGAAAACCAGCUUGCUAUUAUUUUAUUGCAGCCGAGUUUAAGCAGUCAAGUUCCCAAAUAAAAUAUAGACAAAUUAUGCUAGUAUCUUUUCUCCCAUUUGAAAUUCAAACAUUAACAAACAUUAGCACGCGUCAUUGGUUGGGUAGAUAAUUCACUCAGGUGUCCAUGCUAAAAUUUUUGCGUGCUAACAUUGUAAGAUAAAUGAGUAUCGACGGCUAUACUGAUAAAAGAUGUUUUUUUAAAAGUUAGCUCUCAACACUUAACAUAUGCCAUGAGGCCUUGAACAUCUGCCAGUGGUUAAAAUUCCUGGGAUAUGUUCUUGUCGUUGAAUGCUAACAAAAUAAAUAUUGAUAUAACUACGUUAAAAUAAAAGGGUGUUGGCAUUAACCAAUCCAGUAUGGUUGUAGAUACCCAUUUAUCUCAGAAGACGGACAGAGCUUUGUCGAAACAUUGACGUUAAAGUCCCGCUUUGUGAAAACGCACUGAAGCUAACUGAGCAGAAGCUAGCAAGAGACAUGACAGGACUUGAGCUCUAAAUAGUUUUAAGUUUGUUUAAUAAACUAUAGAACAGCUUAUAUUUACUUUUCCUACCCAAAACAAUCAGUUCAUCCACAAAUUAAAAAACUUCUACUUUACCUCUAGUCAUAUGUAGCGACGCAAUGUAGACUAGCUUUGGUGUUAUUUACUCGGGUUUUGAGAAAUCUGUUAAGAACAAUAUAUAAUGAAGGUGAAUGGAAUUUGUGGUUUCUUUAAAAAAAAAACAUUAGCAACAACAUCACCUUAACCAGUUUGUCAAAACAAUUGGAAGUCAAGGUCCAUUUGCUAGCUUUUUCCACCCCAAACUUUCAACUAAUUGCAAUCUGAUAGUAGCCUAAUCCCCGUCUCUGUUCAAAGAUGGUGUUUGGAAGUGGAAAAGAAUGACCUCUUGAGCUUUCCCACUUUUUCUUCGAUUGAGCACCAAUGAAAACUCAAGACAGUAUCUGUGGGAAAGACACACAGUCAAUGUUUCAAUCUUUUGAGCACCACAACUUGAAUUCCAUACACCUCCAUUAUACUUUGAUAGAGGCAGAAAUCAGAGACAUAUAUUUCAAAACACAGAAAAAAAUAAAACCAAAGCUGUGCGACUAGAUUCAAAAUGUUUGUAUUCAACAAAAUAAAUCCAAGGCCCCUUUUAUUUAUAGGAACAUGUACCACACGCCCAUAACACAUAUGUGUGAUUAUGUAAAUGAACAUGAUAUUGAUCCACUGCUUUACAAGCACACUGAUCAGCUCUGGCGAUCAUCAUAGCAGCUAACUCGGUAAACACACACAUACUUAAGCCUUCAGUGUCAAAAGGAGGACAGUGAGUUAUUACAUUUCAGAGCCUGUUGAUGACCCUAACAAAGCCUUUUCACCUGGUUUUAGAGUUAGAGCUGGGAGACUGAUGCAUGUGUACGUGUUUUUCCUGCUUCUUUGUUGGUUUUUCGCCAUUUGUGCAAGCUUGUUUUACUCUGUACUCUUCUAAAUCUUCUGUUCGUGUGCAAAGCAGGACACUGAAACAUUUGAAAGAUUUUGUAUCCUUGCUUAAACUUUAACCUGGGAUAGAGCUCAUGUGUAAGGGUGACGUCACUGACCGUGUCCGUCGGUGUGCGAGUGCCUCGACUCACCACAAAUCAUUUCCUCUGCAAAAUCAGAACUUUUAGGUAUUUUCUAUUGAAUGCAGUAACUUAUGGGCCAGUACUAUAUUUACUCAGUGCAAUGCAGUUAUCAUUAUAAUAAUAAAAUUAUUAAUAAUAUGUUUUCUUUCUUUUUAUUUUGUAUUUGUACAGAACAAAUGUGUAAAGAUCAGUGAGGAAAACGUGAGCUUUUUGAUACUGUGACUCAUAGUGUUGAAAAGUCAGUUUCUCCCUGUACAGUUGUGAUUUAUCCCCCCUUCCUCCCUUCUUCUUUUAUAGAAUAAAAAAUGUUUUU
This is a messenger RNA of Scomber scombrus (Atlantic mackerel), 8830 nucleotides long. RefSeq names its product Kruppel like factor 8 (gene klf8). The record is from RefSeq and is a predicted model, not a curated record. The transcript is spliced from 8 exons. Gene Ontology annotation, biological process: regulation of transcription by RNA polymerase II. Gene Ontology annotation, molecular function: DNA-binding transcription factor activity, RNA polymerase II-specific; RNA polymerase II cis-regulatory region sequence-specific DNA binding. The coding region runs from base 459 to 2033 and encodes 524 amino acids. Lineage: Eukaryota; Metazoa; Chordata; Actinopteri; Scombriformes; Scombridae.